UCUUCGAGUAACAAGACUUUUAAACAGUCUCUUUUCUUCUUUUCGGUUAUAAGAACUAAAAAGAUGAUGCUUGCACUGGAAGAUGUGUUGAGCGAACUCGCCGGAGAAGAAAGGAACGAGAGAGGAUUGCCACCUGGAUUCCGGUUUCACCCAACGGACGAAGAGCUCAUAACUUUCUACUUAGCUUCCAAAGUCUUCCAUGGAGGUCUCUGUAGCAUUCACAUUGCCGAAGUUGAUCUCAAUCGCUGUGAGCCUUGGGAACUUCCAGAAAUGGCGAAGAUGGGAGAGAGAGAGUGGUACUUUUAUAGUCUAAGGGAUAGGAAAUAUCCGACGGGCUUGAGGACGAACAGAGCCACUACUGCUGGAUAUUGGAAAGCUACCGGAAAAGAUAAGGAGAUCUUUUCCGGCGGCGGCGGCGGAAAUGGAGGAGGAGGAGCGCUUGUUGGGAUGAAGAAGACGUUGGUGUUCUACAAGGGAAGGGCUCCACGUGGCCUCAAGACAAAGUGGGUCAUGCAUGAGUAUCGCCUCGAAACCGACCUUUCACACCGCCACACGUGCAAGGAGGAAUGGGUGAUUUGCAGAGUGUUCAAUAAAACAGGAGAUAGAAAAAAUGUUGGAAUCCUUAACCAUUCACUCUCAACGACACAUCAUCAUCAUAACCAUAACCAUUAUCAUCGUCUUGAAUCCUUGCCUCCUCUUCUAGAACCUUCCAAAACCCUAACCAACUUCCCAUCACUACUCUAUGAUGGUACCCACCAAAAUUACAAUAAUAACCUUCUCCACGGAUCAUCGGACCACCACGUGGACGAGCUCAAAGCCCUAAUCAACCCAGUCGUGUCUCAGCUCAACGGAAUCAUCUUCUCUCCGGGAAACAACAACAACGAAGAAGACGACAACUUCGGCGUGAAGACAGAGCAAUAUUCGAACGGUGGUAAUAACGAUCUUGACGUACAAGACUACUUGGAGAAUCCUCUGUUUCAGGAAGCGGGUUACAGUCUGUUGGGUCUUUCGUCUUCUCCUGGACAUUUUCACAUGCUAUUAGAUUCUCCAUGUCCUUUAGGUUUCCAGCUGUAGAAUCUUGUCCCUUGGAUUAUAUAUAUUUGGCCUUUUUUUCUUUAAU
Eutrema salsugineum is the source of this 1120-nucleotide messenger RNA. Its product is annotated as protein CUP-SHAPED COTYLEDON 3. The transcript is spliced from 3 exons. Gene Ontology annotation, molecular function: DNA binding. Gene Ontology annotation, biological process: regulation of DNA-templated transcription. The coding region runs from base 64 to 1074 and encodes 336 amino acids. Lineage: Eukaryota; Viridiplantae; Streptophyta; Magnoliopsida; Brassicales; Brassicaceae. The record is from RefSeq and is a predicted model, not a curated record.